GUUCGCCGGGAGCGGGGAGGAACUGUGUGCUGUCACCAUGUGCGGAAUUUUUGCUUAUCUGAACUACAGAGUGCCUCGUACUAGGAAGGAAAUAUAUGAAACCCUGAUAAAAGGAUUGCAGAGGCUGGAGUACAGAGGAUAUGACUCUGCAGGAGUAGCAAUUGAUGGAAAUAAUAAUGAAGAUAAAGAAAGGUUCAUCAAGCUAGUUAAGAAGAGAGGAAAAGUAAAGGCCCUGGAAGAAGAGUUGUACAAACAAGAUGACCUGGAUUCGAAAACAGAUUUUGAAACACAUUUUGGAAUUGCUCAUACUCGCUGGGCGACCCACGGAGUCCCAAGUGCAAUAAACAGUCACCCCCAGAGAUCAGAUAAAAGGAAUGAAUUCGUUGUUAUCCACAAUGGAAUCAUCACAAAUUAUAAGGACCUGAGAAAAUUUCUGGAGAGCAAAGGCUACGAAUUCGAAUCUGAAACAGAUACAGAAACAAUCCCCAAACUGAUCAAAUACAUGUAUGACAACAGAGAGAGCGAGGACACCAGUUUUUCAGCCUUGGUAGAAAGAGUUAUUCAGCAGUUGGAAGGUGCUUUUGCAUUGGUUUUCAAGAGCAUCCAUUACCCAGGUGAAGCUGUUGCUACCAGGAGGGGGAGUCCUUUGCUCAUUGGGGUUAGGAGCAAGUACAAGCUCUCAACUGAACAGAUUCCUGUUUUGUACAGAACAUGCAACAUUGAGAAUGUGAAGAACAUCUGCAAUUCCCGAGUGAAAAGAUUGGACAGCUCAACCUGCCUUCAUGCUGUUGGGGAUAAAGCAGUAGAAUUCUUCUUUGCUUCAGAUGCAAGUGCUAUCAUUGAGCACACCAACAGAGUGAUUUUCCUAGAAGAUGAUGACAUUGCAGCAGUAACUGAUGGGAAGCUCUCAAUUCACCGUCUGGAGCGUUCGGCCAGUGAUGAUCCUUCCCGGGCCAUCCAAACCUUGCAGAUGGAAUUGCAGCAAAUCAUGAAGGGCAACUUCAGUGCCUUCAUGCAGAAGGAAAUCUUUGAACAGCCAGAAUCAGUUGUCAACACGAUGAGAGGAAGGGUGAAUUUCGAGAGCAGCACAGUUUUGCUGGGGGGGCUGAAGGAUCAUUUGAAAGAAAUCAGAAGAUGCCGGAGACUGAUCAUUAUUGGCUGUGGGACCAGUUACCACGCUGCAGUAGCUACUCGACAAGUAUUGGAAGAAUUAACUGAACUACCAGUGAUGGUGGAACUGGCCAGUGACUUCCUGGAUAGAAACACACCUGUGUUCAGGGAUGAUGUGUGCUUUUUCAUAAGCCAGUCAGGUGAAACUGCAGAUACACUUAUGGCCUUGAGGUAUUGCAAAGAACAUCGUGCUCUGACAGUUGGCAUCACAAACACAGUUGGAAGCUCAAUAUCCAGGGAGACUGACUGUGGGGUGCACAUCAAUGCAGGACCUGAGAUAGGCGUGGCGAGCACAAAGGCUUACACCAGCCAAUUCGUGUCUCUUGUAAUGUUUGGCCUAAUGAUGUCUGAAGACAGAAUUUCCUUGCAGAAAAGGAGACAGGAGAUCAUUAGUGGACUAAAAUCGUUGCCAGAGAUGAUUAAAGAAGUCUUGUCCUUGGAUGAGAAGAUACACGACUUGGCUCUUGAACUGUACAAACAAAGAUCACUGCUGGUUAUGGGCCGUGGGUAUAAUUACGCCACCUGUCUGGAAGGAGCUUUGAAAAUAAAAGAAAUCACCUAUAUGCACUCUGAAGGGAUCUUGGCUGGUGAGCUGAAACAUGGGCCAUUAGCCCUAAUAGAUAAACAAAUGCCUGUUAUCAUGGUGAUAAUGAAGGAUCCUUGUUUCACCAAGUGCCAGAAUGCUCUGCAACAGGUCACUGCUCGGCAGGGUCGCCCAAUCAUUCUGUGUUCUAAAGAAGACACAGAAAGCUCAAAAUUUGCCUACAAAACCAUUGAGCUCCCUCAUACAGUUGACUGCCUUCAAGGAAUCUUGAGUGUUAUUCCUCUUCAGUUGCUGUCGUUCCACCUGGCUGUUCUCAGAGGAUACGAUGUGGACUUUCCAAGAAAUUUGGCCAAAUCUGUUACUGUAGAAUAACAGCCAAGAACAGCUGAUGUUUUUUGCCACCAGACCUUCGAGUUGUAUUUGUAGAAAUGUGUUGUUCUCAGUUGAUAGGUACACAUUUUUUCCAAAGAGAAUGACAGCGCUAACCGGAAAGUGUCGGAAGGAUUUAUCUUGCAGCUUAGAAAGCUUUUGAUGUGCCUUGUACCCAAGUGCUUUUGCUCACAGCAAAUAUUCCUCUAAGUCCUGGAAUUGCCAAAGAAGAUAAAAAUUGUUUACACAUGGUAUACUGAAUGAACUUUUCUACUGUGCAAUAUAUAUAUAUAUAUGUACAGCUCUCUCCAGAGUUACUGUGAACAUUUUUUUUAGCCUACACUACUUAACUAGUUUUAAAGAUACAGUAUUUAUAACUACAAUUGUAUAGCUUUUUUUUAAGUUAUUUUUUUAGUACAUUGCUUACCUGUAACGUUUUGUAAUGCUCAGAACGUAAAUACUGAGCAUGUUGACACUUCUGUACAGUUGUUGGGGAUUUCCCUUCUUCAGCCUCAAACUGGAAAUGUGUUGUCCCUCUUCCCCUCCCACCUUCCUCUCCUCCCCUCUGCAUCUGUGUUUCAUGUUUAACCAGACACUUGCAAAGUUAUUCUGUGGCUGUAAAUUCCCCAGCUACGUUCAAAAUUUCUGCUUCUUCCAGCUCACUUGAAAAGCUAGAACAACAUUUGUAUUGUAAGCCACCCCAGCUCUUAUUUGCAUAACAUGUACAGUGCAGCAGAAUAAGGGAACUGGAUGUCUUUCGAGUGAUAUUUUUGUUUGAAGAGGGCACAGUGAAACUACAAUGCAAUUAAAAA
Messenger RNA from Empidonax traillii (willow flycatcher), 2895 nucleotides. RefSeq names its product glutamine-fructose-6-phosphate transaminase 2 (gene GFPT2). Gene Ontology annotation, biological process: protein N-linked glycosylation; UDP-N-acetylglucosamine metabolic process; carbohydrate derivative biosynthetic process. The transcript has 19 exons. Gene Ontology annotation, molecular function: L-glutamine:D-fructose-6-phosphate transaminase (isomerizing) activity; carbohydrate derivative binding. The record is from RefSeq and is a predicted model, not a curated record. NCBI's taxonomy places the organism in Eukaryota, Metazoa, Chordata, Aves, Passeriformes, Tyrannidae. The coding region runs from base 38 to 2086 and encodes 682 amino acids.